UGUCGGUUGUCAUUUUGAUUGAUAUUCCUAGAAGUUUGUAAACAAAUUCACACCUCCAUAACAAAUUUUUAGCGGCUGCGUUUGGAUCUACUUUGCUAACGUUUAUUUAAUUGUACGACGUCUCAAUCGUAACCUUCUCAAAUGGAAAUCACAACAGAAAAUUUCAAGGAACAGCUUCCAUCUAUUCGAAAAACUAUCCAGGAGGCAAACUUUUUUGCGUUUGAUAGUGAAUUCACCGGAUUAACCACGGAUCGUAACAUAUUUUCUUUCGAUACCCCGGAAGAGGUGUAUCAGAAAACGAUUGAAAAUUCGUCCAAUUUCACAAUAAUCCAACUUGGCCUGUGUGCUUUCCGUGUCGAACCGGAAACCCGUCAGGUGACAUACAAAUGCUAUAAUUUCUAUUGCUACCCAAAAGGUAGGUUUAAUGUGUUCACCUGUCAAGGAGAUAGUAUGCGGUUUCUAGCCGAAAAUGGGUUCGAUUUCAAUAAGCUUUUCCGGUAUGGCCUGUCCUUCUGCGUGGAAACAGAUGAGCAGCGUUUGAGGACUGAACUACGCGAAAGACAAGAACAGCGAGCAAACGCACUGCAAGACGAGGAUGUUUCUGACGGAGAGACUGCUUCAGUUAAUAUGGUUCCCGUUCCUCCAGGAGAGGAAAAACUGCUUUCGGAUAUAACUGAACGGAUUGAACAAUUUUUGACUUCAGAGAAUAAGGACCUAACAAUUAAAGACUGUAACGGGUUUCAACGCAAAUUGGUGUACCAAUUGCUGGAGUCCAAGUACAAGAAGAAGAUUUCGACGAGUGCGGUCCAUUUGGCAAACAAUCACAAAGGAAUAUUAAUCGAGCGAAAGCGAACCAAGGAAGAAGAACUGAAGCUGGAAGAAGAGCGCGUAACUCAGGAGAACGAUGAACUAAACAAUAUGAUUGGUCUCUCUCUGGUUCUUCAGGAGCUGUCCAAAUCUAAAAAGCUUAUAGUUGGUCACAACAUGUUGCUAGACUUAUUAUUUGUAAUUAGACAAUUUUUUCGCCCACUACCCGCCGACUAUCAGGAAUUUAAAAAGACCGUUCGGGAACUAUUUCCACACUUACUAGAUACUAAGUACCUGUGCACGAAUGCAGAGCUGAAGCUUCAUGUCAACUCGUCGGUUCUUGGACACGUGUUUGAAUCGGUGCAAAAGGAACCAUUCAAGAUACCGGAGGUUACUUCUGGUUGCGACGAUCACGAAUACUCUACAAAUGACUCGAAGCAGCACGAGGCUGGCUAUGACGCGUAUGUAACGGGUCUUUGCUUUCUUGGACUCAUUAGCUAUUUUAAGACCGAUUUGCUGGAUUUGCAGAAUGAUCCGAUAUUGAAGAGUUACUUCAACAGAAUAUUCUUGCUUCGGCUCGCAGAUGUCAAUUACAUUUAUACGCAUGGUAAAGAGCCAUCUAUAUCGCGGGAACACGUAUUUUUCAUAACUUUUCCGGAAAACUGGCGUUCGACGGAUAUUCUCAUUCGGUUUCGGAACUAUGGGCAAGUGCAUAUAAAUUGGGUUAAUAACAACUCAGCGUUUGUUACCUUGCACAACCGUGACUAUGCAAGCCAUGUGAUCAAAACCAUUGAUAAAUCGUCGUCCUUGUUUACGAUUUGCACGUUCAACCAAUUCAAGGCAAAGCAGCAAUGUGCUGGAACUAAACGGCGAUACGAUAGUGGUGGUUUUGAGAGAAGGAAUAGUAUGUGCGGCAAAACCAAAAAAGAAGAAAAAUCGCCAACCAUAACUUUGCCAGUGGUAACAAGUAAGGAAAUAGUUUCCUUUGGAGCUGGCAGCCAACCCAAGAAAGCAAAGAAAACGGAGUUCGCGGAAAACGAUGACUGGUAGCCUUAUGCAUUUUGACUAUUUUUAUGAUGUCAGUUCUGAUCGAUACCCUUAGCGUUGUAAAACGUUAUAGACGGUGUCACAAGUAAUAAAAAAGUAUUUCCAAUCGUGUCGAAAA
Messenger RNA from Wyeomyia smithii (pitcher-plant mosquito), 1972 nucleotides. Its product is annotated as poly(A)-specific ribonuclease PARN-like. The record is from RefSeq and is a predicted model, not a curated record. Bases 142 to 1857 code for a protein of 571 amino acids. Gene Ontology annotation, cellular component: nucleus; cytoplasm. Gene Ontology annotation, molecular function: metal ion binding; poly(A)-specific ribonuclease activity; RNA binding. Lineage: Eukaryota; Metazoa; Arthropoda; Insecta; Diptera; Culicidae. The transcript has 6 exons. Gene Ontology annotation, biological process: nuclear-transcribed mRNA poly(A) tail shortening.